Messenger RNA from Pogoniulus pusillus (Red-fronted tinkerbird), 553 nucleotides. It is a transcript of the gene SLN, whose product is annotated as sarcolipin. Gene Ontology annotation, cellular component: membrane. Gene Ontology annotation, molecular function: enzyme regulator activity. NCBI's taxonomy places the organism in Eukaryota, Metazoa, Chordata, Aves, Piciformes, Lybiidae. Bases 102 to 197 code for a protein of 31 amino acids. The transcript has a single exon. The record is from RefSeq and is a predicted model, not a curated record.
UGACCUGAAGGUUGAGCUCAAGAACACUCCCAGGCAAGUCACUGAAGUUUUCCCUUUGUCCUGCCUCCUGACCUCUGCUCUUCCCUGACUGCCCUUGAAAAAUGGACCGAUCCUCACGAGAACUUUUCCUCAACUUCAUGAUCGUCCUGAUCACUGUGUUGCUUAUGUGGCUCCUAGUGAAGUCUUAUCAGGAGUGAAAGACAUCAGAAACUCUGGGAGGUGGUUUAAGUGUGUGUCUGCAGGCAUAAGUAACAUCCACAGCACGCCACUGCGAUUAGCUUUCAGUCAGUUGCAAGUGUCACGAGUCUUUUUUCAACUCUCUCCUACCUGUUGCUUGUGCUAAAGUUUAUGAUGGGGCUAUGUAACUGUUUUAUUCUGUAACAAUCUACCUGUAAAGUGUAAAAUGCAAGAUCCUUAAGAACUAUUGGAUGUGGCUGCCUCCUCUGGUGACUGCUGUGAAUGCUCUAGGCCCCUGCCCUCCACCCAGUGUGUUAGGCAUUGGUGUUAGGCUCUUGAGGGUGUGAAAAUGCAGUAUGCAAUGCAGCUAACUGAA